Messenger RNA from Pocillopora meandrina, 10440 nucleotides. Lineage: Eukaryota; Metazoa; Cnidaria; Anthozoa; Scleractinia; Pocilloporidae. The record is from the annotation of a GenBank genome assembly.
AUGUCUAACUGUGAUAAUUUUGUAGAACAACUCUGGAGAAAGGGGAAGUGCGCGAACUGCUUUCAGUCUCGCGACAAACAUCAAAACGCUGUCAACAAACACGAAGACGCCAGUUUCACCGGUAGUGGUUCCGCAAACUGCAGACCAAAACGAGUUGUGAUUCCUCCACAAAGCCCAAAAACUCAAAAUUUUAAAGCAUGUAGUGUUGAAAAGACAGAUAAUUUAUUUGAACAGGAACAAGGAAAGGAGGGAACUGAUAAAGGGAAUGGUGAGAACGAUAUUAAUAAAUCCAUUACACCUUGCACAACUCACGCCAUUGAAGUAACCAACGAUCGCAGUAGCACUGUGACUGAUUCAAGGAAAGAGGCACAGGAUUUCAAAACAUCGACUGCCCUUAAACCUAGGCCAGCACCAAGACCAAAACCACGACCGGCUUCUCGAGCUGUGGAAUUUAGUUAUAGCGCCGCAAGUCGCGACGAAAACCCGCAAGAAUCAGCAGAUGUGUUAAACGGUCUCACAUCGUUUGAGAACUCUCUUGGGAAUUCCCUUACUCAACCAUGUAACGCAACCUCCUCAGAAAUUCCCAUCGAGAGUGGAUUGUCAAUAUUGGAUAACGUUGAAGAAGCGAAGCAGGAAAACAGAUGUAACAACGAAACAGACAGCGAGACAAUUGGUAAUGAAGUAGAUGUAGUUGAGUUUGGGGAGCCAAAGAACGAUGCGGAGUUUUUGGACGUGAACAAAAGUGACAUUCUGCCUUCAUCAGAUAACGUUUCAACCGAAAUUGAAGAAGCCGCUCCGGUAUCUACAAAUGCGAUCGAAGACGACGAUUCAAGCGACGAAUAUGUACCGAUGAAGAGCAAUAUAGUGUUGUUUGGUGUCGAAUCUGAUCCGCUACGUGAAGAAGUUCGUGAGACAGAUGUUUUGAAACCAAACUGUGAAAGCGAUAGUGACUCGAAAAAAAUGGCGAUCAGCGAAAAUCGAAUGAAAGUUGCAUGUGGCUCUCAAAUCGACGAAGAAUUGUCGUCUACUGUUUUAGAAUUUCGUAAUCCGUUGUGCAUGAUCACAAACAAGAUCAACGAAUCUAGAAUUACUGAUCGAGACACUGGUGAGUCGGACAAAUUGAAUAAUAAUCGAGAUAAUCCUAACAAGAUUAUUUGUAAAUUUUCUACUAUCACAGAGCCAAAUUACGUAAAUAGAGCCUCAAGCUCAAGCAGCGAAAGUGCAGUGUCCGGCAGUCAAGAUUCGGGUUAUGAAAACACUCGAAAGUCGAACAGGGGUGAUUCUUUUAACAAUGCCUCGGGCAAUGAGUCAGUUCUUGUAGAACAAGAAGUAGGCUUGGCAGAUAUUCCAGUUACUGUCACUCCCACAACGAACGAUGGUUAUUGUAUUAUUGAGUCUAGUGGAACCUCAAGUAGCUCUUGGGGAAGCAGCACUUGGGACAGUUGUAGCACAUCAGAUUUUCAUGAAAACAGUGGUGAAGCUAUGGCUGCUAAAAAUUCCUUUGGAAAUUUGAACACCAGAAAUAACAAACCUCACUUGGUGGCGUCGCCGAGAGUGGCAGUAAAAGAACAACCCAUACCUAACGAAAAACUCCAAAGUAGCAAUACUGGACCUUUUUAUGUGAAUACAACAUUAAAACCAAUUACAAAACCAUAUAAAGUGGUUGACAUAAGUGCUGGUGUUGCUGUUCCAACAACAGAGAGCCCAAGUGAUGCACCACCCCUGCCCCCAAAAGAAAAGGAUCUGAAGAAAGAUAGAGCUGAGGAAUUGAAUCAUAUUUACUUGGAACCCAGUGAUGGGACUGCAGCUGCCCCAGAACAAAAUUUGAAAAAUGAAAAGGAUGAAAAGGCUAUUUCCAAGGUGAGUGCUUCUCUAAACUCAUCCUUCAGCAAAGCUUCUGGCAGUGUAAUGGACAAGAGCUCAGCUGUGCGAAGGGCCCCAGCACCAAGACCACGUUCUAGAAUACCAUCUCAAUUUGGCACCUUACCCAAACCUGCCCCUCGUACAUCAAGAAUUCUGAACGACACAGUUGUCAAGGUGGACACCAGAGAGCAAAGAGUGGUUACAGUGACCCCACCAGUUGGUAAGUUUUGUGAUUUUAUGUUGUAGUUUUGCAAAACAGGAGGACACCCGAUUUGGAAAACAUGGUAGCUGUCUCAUUGAUUUGGUUUGUAUAGGGUCAUUCAUAUUGAUUGGAUUAAACUCAACACAUUCUGGACAGUGUUUUACUUUUAAAGCUGUAAUCAGUAAAAUAUACUGCUUUUAGUACCCCAUAUUACUGCCUAAACUUGCUUGAAAUUCUUGAAAAUUCCACAGGUAAAAGGGUUGCUCUUUAAAUAUUUCAUUUACCUUUUGUGCCUAAAAUAAGAGAGAGCACUGCUUGACUAAAAAGUUAUAAUACACUAAUGACAUACAUGAUGAUGGUCAAACAAUGCUGACAGAGAAUAUAGUUAUGUGAUGAGGUUUACAAUGAAUUUCAGGUUAAAAUUAAUUCAUCCUGGUUUGGUUUGUAUUUUCUAUGAAAAAAUCGAGGCAUUGUAAAUAACUGAAACAAAAGAAAGUACAAAUCAAAUUACUUAGACCUGAUUUAACAUAUAUAAAUAUUUAACUAUUCAACUCUCUGUUCUUUCAUACAAUUCAUCCAAAUUCCCUCCAGUUUUUGAGGAAAAACAUGUGAUAUUUUUGUUUAGAGCUGACAUCCUAUUCAACUGAGACAGCAGUUAUGAAAAAGUUAAAAAUUCAAGGCUAUAAUUGGCUAGUUCACGACAAAAGAUUUUCAUGAUAUUUUUCUUAUCUCAAGUUUGUUGUGAAACCAAAACUUCAGUGAUUCAUAUCAAACAUCUUGCAGAGUCAUUUAUUAUUCCAUGUGCAACCCUUAUGCCCUACGUUUGUAUACUAAAAUGAAAAACAAAUUUGAAUUGUUUUAUUUCCUUUACAUCAAAAACAUAUCCUUGCAGAGUUUAAAUGCUUCAUUUUUAACUGUGCAUAUUUACCAACAUUUGUUGAGUGUUUUAAACAAAAGAGAGAUCCAUAGUGUUAAAGUGUCUCAAAUGAUGUAUAAUUUCAAACUUUUUUAGAAAUUUAAACAUAUAUUUUUCAGCUCUAUUGUAAUUGUUGUAACACAUGUCCAUGUGCUUGAGACUGCAUAAACAGCACAGAGUAAAACCUAUUUUGCUUUAAAAUUUUCAGAACUAAUACUCAUUUAUUUUUAAACUAUUCUUCUGCUACAGCUAAAACACCACAUGUUCAUGCAUCUUGAGACUGUGUAAACAAUGCAGAAUAAAACCUGUUUAGCAUUGACAGGUCAAAAAUGAGUCAUAGCUAUUUGUCAGCAAGCUGUUUUAAUCAGUGAGAUGAAUUAGUUGAGCCAAUGAUUCAAAGUAAUAUGUUUUUCUUGAUUUAGAGGAUUUCUAGCCUCAGAGAUAAGUUACAGUUCUUGUUAGAUGCAGUAAAUCAUUAUUUUUAAUUCUAUUUAUUCCUUUUAGUUCAAAUUCCCUGCAGGGGAAACUUUUGAUGCUGUAAUAAAUCUGUUAUCAGCUGAAUCAGGUCUUGCCACAUUGUUAUCUCACACAGUAUGGAUAUUAAUUUUGUAGGUUAUCCAAUAUACUUGUCACCCUUUUUAUCCAGAUAUCUCUGCUUUUGGGUAUUUGUUUUGUUGUUAAGUUUCCUGAAGCGACAUAUGCUAUGUCUAAUAGACUUGAUGAAAGAGGUAGAUAAGGUUGAUGGGUGUGAUAACAAUGGAAUCUUUGUUAGAAGUCCUUAUCACAAAUUAUGCUUUUAUCAAGUUCCUAGACAAAUUAAUUGGGUGACCAAGAUGCUGUCAAAUAUUUACACAUCUUGAGAAUGAACGCGACUACUAACUUGUUAGUUUAUGGUCUAAGCAUAAGAAAGAUCAUUUAGAAAUAUAUUCUUAAUAUCUAACCACAUAUAUUCACCAUCAUUGCCAGCUUGUGCAGUAUUUGACAAAGCUUUUUGCAUUCCUUGGGACAAACAGAAGCAUUUUUAAUGAAUUUGUACACCCUGGAAAACCUUCUGGCUUAAGUUUCAAUUCCUGAUGAAAUAUUCAAGACUAAACCAGACAUAUGUACAAUAUUUUUAAGUGUUAAAUUAUUUAUACAGCAUGGCUUUCUCUUUGAAAUGUUUGAUCAUGCUUUCUUUGUUCAAACCACUUACCAGGGAAAUUCUGAAUCAGUUCAUGAUUUUGUUCUUACUUUAUUUCUUCUUUACUUUGAGAAUUUUUUUCAUCCAUUAUCCUAAUAACCACGAUACAAUGAUUUACAUUUACAUUGAUUGUAAUUUUUGUGGCCAGAAUUAUUUCACACUUGUUGCAUAAAUAUUGUCUUUGAGGAAUUCUUUGACAAAAUUAUAAUUUACCACAAGUAGCGAACUGCAGUAGGUUUUAUUUAUCAGUAAGUCGAAGUUAAUUUGCUAUGAUGAAACAAUAAAAAAAAAGUUAUUCUUGGGUAGGAAGGUAUCUGGAGGGAAGAAGGGAACCAAUUCCCACAACUAAAUUAACCCUGACAUCAGUAUUCACAUUCUUCAUACUCGUCUCUAUACUUUUCUUUUGGUGUUGAACAAAUUUUCAUAUUUGUUAACCCUUUAACCCCUAAGAGUGACUAGCAUUUAAUUCUCCCCACAAUACCAUUCCUGAAUCAAACAUUAAGGUCAUGAGAAUAAAGGAAAUGAUCAACAACUAAAGAGGCUCUUGACUGUUAAAUAAAUUCUCCUUGUCAGCACCUUAGGAAAUGUAUGAAGAACAGUAUGAAGAAUAUUCACACUUAUGCUAGGGUGUUAAGGGUUAAUCACUUUCUGAGUGUUAAAUAUUAAGUUAGAAAUAUUAUUUCAUUCCAUCAUUUCAAUUUUAAGUGAAGGAGUAAUGUUCCACAAAAUACAGUAAAGAAACAAAGACAAUUUUAAAGUAAAAAUUGUGUUAUAACCAUGUUUGAAUAACAUAAAAGAUUAAAUCCAGGGGUACCAAGAGCUUAACACACUGCAUGACAUGAACUGAAAAAGCAAAUGUAAUAUUAUUGGUUAAAUUCAUUUUGUUAUGUUAGCUAUCUUGUGUUAUUCAUAUUUUAUUUUGUUUUCAUCAUGUUUUUUUUCUUUAUAGUUUAUAGAUUAAGCUUUGCUUACAUUUACAUUAACAUUUGUUGAUUUUAUUUUAUUUUUUUUUUAGUUUCAAUAUCACCCCUACCCACCAACCCACCUCCAGACCCACCCCCUCUUGAAAGGAGGCCAUCAUUUACAAAACCAAAUCAGGCUCUGACAAGUCCUGCCUCUUCCCCACCCCCUGUGAAGGACAUUGGGGAGCAUAGGAGCCCAGAGAAUCCACCUAAAAGUGCACCUUUGAGUCCUGUUAGUCCUGUAAGUCCUGUCAGCAAGCAAGGUGUGGCAGUAGGGGGGCUACAGGAUGGGCCUGUAAAACCCAAAAGAAGUGCCCCACCACCUCCCCCUUGUGGUAAGCUUGUUGCAUAAACAUACUGUAGAAUGAUGAGAUAUAGUAUUACCAUGACACCAAGUAGUUAUUAUUAACAAAUACACAGCCCCUUUGAAACAGUCAGUAGGAUUCACUUCUCAAGGUGACAUUUUGAUGCAAAUUUAAUUUCUCUGCAUAUAACUACUAUUGCACUUUUGAUAUAAGUUCUGCUAUUCAUUGCCCAGGGUCAUUGCCCAGGGUGUUAUAUUCCUUUGAAUAAGUUUCACUGAAGCACAAAAAGGUGAAUUUAUUGCCUUAUUGCUGCUUUCUCUAGUAGCAGUAGCUACUUCAUUGUGCAUCUUAUGAUUGCCUACAUGGGAAGGAAUGUGUAUUUUAAGCUUCUUGGUAACCACCAAGCUCAUAAUGCACUCAACGUUGAAGGAUGCAGGAUGUUGAAAUGAUAUAAUUUAGCACAGGGGAAGGUGUGCCAGGCAAGGGUUCUGGGAGUUCCCUGUGGGAUCCAGUGGUAAUGCCUGGUUAGAGGUUUAUAGGAAGAAGUCAUAGAAGUACAAUAUAAAGAUUCUAUGCCUUUCAACUCCGUGAAAGUGCCCCUCUUGAUAACAAAUUGGAGAAAUUUGCCCAGUCAAACAUUCUCUUGGCUGUAGGAAAAUUCUCCCGUCUAAUUGACCAGUUCUCUAUUGGGGCCAACAUCUAAUUUGUACAGAGUUUGACGAGGCAGAACUAAUUUAUAUAUUACAGUAUGAACAUCCUUGAACUCACAUCUUUUUUAUGCUUAUUAGUUGGUUGUGAUUUACAAUAUUUGUUGUUUUUGGUAGCUUCCAGUCCUCCACCGCCAAAGUCACCUUUGUCCCAACCUGUGACGCCUGUGAAGUCAGCUAGUCCUAGUCCUUCUCAAACAAAAUCUCAGCAAGUGUCAUCUCCAACUCCCAGUCCAUCUCCACAAAAAACUCAGUCAGUCUCAUCACCAAGCCCCAGUCCAUCUCAAUCAAAAUCUCAGUCAAAGUCUAAGCCAAGUAGAUCAUCCAGCUUCACUGAACCACAUGGUGCCAACACGGAUACGAGCCCUGCAAAAAUGUCGUCUCCGAAAUCGACGAUCAGAAGGGCUUUUGCCAGCAUGAAAAAACUGGGGGGCAAAAGGAAACACAGACACAGUAAGACCAUAGAGAUUAGUGCUCCUAUUGCAGUGAAUGAUGAGGUGCCAGGCUUUUUGGAGCAGAAAGAGGCAGUGCGGCGUCGGACCUUUUCCGAAGUGAAGCCUCUACAAACCGAGAAGACCAGGGCGUCAGAGCCAGAUCAGGUUCAGCCUGCAGAAGCUAUUGCCCCUUCCGCUGAAUCAGUACUCCCCCCUGCUACAGCUGAACAUGCUUCAUCUACCACUCCUCCCUCCACUGUGGAAUCACCAGCCAUUGAGGAAAGAAACGGCAAGAAAAGUUCUCCCAUUAUGCAGACCAAGCCAGGAAUUGGCUACCAGAACUUUCCUUUGUCAAAGGGAGGAGACACCCUGGAGCGUCCAAAAAAGCCUCCUCGCGUGGCCAAAGUUGUCAAACCAUUGCAGCACAACAAGCCGACGCCAGGCCAAGGUACCAACCAGCAAGAGGAAGAACCAACCUAUCUGCAACCCAAUGAAGAUGAGCUUACAAUUAAAGUAGAGACAGUGUUGGCCAAUUUGACUGAUGCUGAAAUCCUCGCUGAAGCUCUAUCAAGAGUGGAGCAAGAAUUACUUGGACCACUACCAGCCAUUCCUAGAUCCCGGCAGGUUCAUUUCCCAAGUGAAAAUUCCGAUGGCUCAAACACUUUUGCGGUUGGCAAACCAGAUCUCCCGAAGCGUCCCGUACGGGUCGUUUCCCCAACCCUCAUCAACGGGUUUGGGGACAGGGGCGAUUCCAGAUCUCGCCCCAGACUCCCCUCUAGGCCGCCAAACACAAAGCCAGCGGAACAGCCCAUGCGAGAACGAUCCCAAAGUCUAAGAACACAAACUUUAGACCGACAGAAACCCCCAGCUUCACGUAUCCGAAGUCAAUCGAUGACUGCGAAUGUCCUAGAGAAGCGCUACAAUAAGAUUUUGAAACUGCAGUUACAAACGUUGGAGGAAAUGAUUCAGUCUUGGAGAGGGGAACUACUGCCUGACCCAGAGCUAAACUUGUCUGAUACGCGGUGGUCAGACUACGAGCUCUGUGGUGAUGCUCUGAGCGUGCAAUGUCAUGGAGCUGUUCUUCUACCCGUGAAAUGUGCCAUGUUUUGGGAAGGAAACAAGAAGUUACUUGCUAAGGUCAGUGUUGUAAAACAUUGGGUCUGCAUGCACGUAUUUCUAAUUUGUUCAUGGAUUUUUGAGAAUCUUUGGUUUAUACCCUCAUUCCAUUCUGCCGGGUGGUUGUAGUAAUUAAGAGCGUUUUUAAUGUUUUUGUAUUGAUUGCUAUAAUUGUUAUUUGUUUUUGUUUUAUUGCAUCCUCGUUAAUUAGGUGGAAUACCCGCUGCAUUCCAGAACUCGCUCUUCGGAACCUUCACCUAACCAGCAGGAUAUAUGUGUAUGCGAGGCUCUGCCGUAUCACGUGAACAUAUCUCGUGUGCUGACGCAUUUUAUUGAUCACGUGCCUGGUGAUGCAAUUGGGCAACCCGACUGUGAUUCGUACGAGACGUUGGUGAGCAUCACAGAUCAGAUACCUUGUGAAACUGUCGCUGACUUUCUCAAACGCACCAUUGACGAACACAAAAGUGAUCCAGAAACUUAUGAGAAGAAAAUUUGUCUGCUAGUUCUUCAGCUUUUGAGUGCGCUGAAUCAUUUACACCAAGAGGCCGUUGUUCAUCGCGACUUGAAAGCCGAGAAUCUUUACAUUCUGGAAGGCGAGCUCGUGGUAAUUACCAAUUUCCAGUGUGCGUUCAAGCAGCCUAGAGGCACUCAACCCAGUCCCUUUAUUUUAAGCCAGAGCACGUCGAGCCAUUUUAGCGGCAACCCUGAACAUCUUCCGCCAGAAAUAGCGAAUGCGUCAAAAGACUCAGAGCAGUUGAAUUAUGAAGACUGCGACACUUUUGCGGCUGGUUGCUUAAUUUACGAGUUCCUUCACAGACACAAUCCUUUUGCUGCUAACCCGAGCCUUGUCAAGCAGAGUUAUGACCAAACUGAUCUUCCUCCAGUUCCCUUCAAUUCGCGAUAUUCAAGGGGACUGGGCACGAUUGCUCGUCAGUUGUUACAACGUCACCCCCAGGAACGUUUGUCUGCUGUGGAAGCCAUUGAAAUGCUUCAGGUAUUGCUAUGGGGGCCGAAAGAACUUGACGAUGAGAGCAUAGACAGCACCAUUGGCGAUUGGCUAGAAACGGAGCGAGCACAUACAGUUGCGAUGAUUGCGCGAAACCAAAUCCAGAAGAGUUGCAGCUCGGACGAUUUCUUGGAGACUUACAUGAAGUGUCAGUUUCUUGUGGAUGCUUCUGUGGAGACAAUAUCACAUAUUUAUCAGCAACUUGAUCUCGACCAGUGAGGAUGUCCUGAACCAGGUUCGAAGGAAUGUAUCUUUUCAUUAACUUAUAAACUUGUGCAAAUGUAAAUCACGCGAGCAUGUUGUCGUUCGAAACUGACAGCUGUAUGUUGGUUUACUUGCGCCGGGCCAAUCAGGAAUUACGUUAGGUUCGUUUGCUUACAUAUUGGUAUGAAAUAAGCAAAGUGUAGUCAGAUAUAGUUUAAAAUGUAGGUGUGUACUACGCUUUAGGCGUAUGUUUGUCUUUAAACCUCGUCUUGUUCGUUUUGUGCUCCAUUUAAGACCAAAUUGUGGUAAAUGAUAAAAUCUGUUAAGUAUCGUGGUUAAGUAAAUCAGGUUUAGAAAGAUCCAAGAACAGCUCGAGGUUAAAUGUCUACAAUUGACCUAACAAAAGAAAUUAAUACGUGUGAGUGAGCGGGUUUUCUUCCACAUAAACCGUUCGAUUGUCGCAAGAAACUCGCGUGUGUUGGGAAAACCAUGCGCGUCGCUUGUAACAUACCUCGUUGCGGUUUACAGUCAUCUCGCCGCUAGCGAGCCCGCCAUCAAGGCAACCUCACCACCACUAAAAUUGCGACCGAGGUCGCUAGCUAAUUUGGCAUGAAUUCAAAGCUUUAGGCGACUCUUACGUUCGAUCUCGAGCCUCGGGAGCAUUGCCAUAAGAAUUCCACGGGAAAUACCGCAGAGCCGUGCGAGGUAACACGCCUUAACGAUAUCGAUUACACUUCGGUUGCGAGUCUUCCUGGCGGUGAGGUGACUGGUUACCCUGAUUACCCACUACCUGGGUAGUAAUGCUUAGUUGACUUUAUUAGAUGAUUUCACACAGCAUAUGCUACUCAAAGAGUAACAGGGAAACCAGGUUCUCCUAAAGUAAGUUUAGUUGAAUUUCAUAGAUAUUCUAAGGAGGUGAUAUUUAAAAUUGGUCGUUACGAGUAGGUUGAAAUCCCCGUGGGUAUGUUGUAGGGUAGCAAGUUUUAGAGAGUUAUCUUUGGAUGCCUUCGUUUUCUCAGGCAUUUCAAGUUAUUUUUAAAUUUCUUUCCAGAAUAAUGAUAUGUAUAUGUAUAUUCCAAAAAAAUAUAUUUAUAUUUGGUUGUCAUAGGUGACGCCUUUACAGAAUUUAAAAUUUUUUUUUUCAAUUUUUCCCUAGCAAGGAAACGUGCAUAAUUAUUAUUAACUUUUAUUUAACGAGGAGAUAUUUCCCAGCGUAGUGUAGAAAGCUCAACGUUAUUUUUUUGUAUAUUUUUAAAAUGUCUUUGAAAUUUCAUUGCUUCCUCGAAUUUAAAGAAAUGUCUUUUAUUUCAAGAAUAUUGGAAAUUUGGAAAAUUGUCGCGUCGAAAGAAGAGUUUGGGAGCAAGUGACGUUUUUGGACGAUCUUGAUGAAACUCAUUGGGGACCGAGAUGAUCUUCAAAGAGCACUCGAAGGGACUCAUACAGGACAAUAAAAAUUGAUAAUCCUACAGUGUCAAAUGGUACAGACAAGCCCUAAGAACGAUCCCUUGACAAGCAAUUAGACAAGCCCUCAGAAAUAAAUAGGUU